AUGGAGGAAAUGUACCUGACCAACUACCCUGGAGUGAAGAAGAGGAUCCUCAGUGGAGGACGAGGCCCAUUGCCUCACUUUCCACCUGGAACCAAGUUGGUGUUCCACUUCCAAACGCUGAAGAACAACUUUGAGAGGACGGUGAUCGACGACAGCCGCAAGGCUCCCCACCCCAUGGAGAUCUAUGUGGGCAAGAUGUUCAAGAUGGAGGUCUGGGAGGAGCUGCUGAUGUCCAUGCGCGUCGGAGAGGUGGCCGAGUUCUGGUGUAGCGCUUUACAUACUGGCCUGUACCCGAUCGUGUCCAAGGGGAUGCGCCUGAUUGCGCAGGGCAAGGACCCUCUGGAGGGCCAGAGGCACAUGUGUGGCAUGGGCAACAUGUUCAACUACCACUCCACGGGCUACCCGGAGCUGGACGAUCUGCUUAGGGAGCCCCAGCCCCUCAUCUUCAUCAUGGAGCUGCUCUCGGUGGGUGACCCGCUGUCGUACAAGCGUGAGUCGUGGAUGCUGGAGAAGGAUGAGAAGCUGAAGGAGGUUCCCUCGCUACACGCCCAGGGCAACAACCUGGUGAAGCAGGGCCGCUACAGCGAGGCAGCCCAGUGCUACAGAGAGGCCGUCAUCAUGCUACGAGCUGCCCAGUCUAGGGAGAUGCCAGGGCAUGAGGACUACAUCAAUCUGGCCCGGCUCAUCAUCCCCCUGGUGCUCAACUACUGCCAGUGCAUGCUGGAGCUGGAGGAGUACUACGAGGUCAUCGAACACACCACCGAACUACUGGACAAACACAAAGAUUGCGUGAAGGCCUACUACAAGCGAGCCAAGGCGUACGGGGCGGUGUGGAGCGAGCGCGAGGCCAGGCGCGACUACAACAUGGUGGCCCAGCUGGACCCCACGCUGGGGGGGCUGGUGCGGCGCGAGAUCCAGCAGCUCUCCGAGCGCAUGAAGGAGAAGUACUGGGAGGAGAAGGAGGCCUACUGGAACAAGCUGGAGGAGGUUGGGAAAGAGGAGGUGGAGGGGGAGCAGGAGCAGCAGGGGGACAAGGCUACCGGGGAGGUGAUCAAUGGAGGUGGUGGGGAUAACAAGACUGAGAAGAAGAAGGAGGGAGGAGAGAGGGUGGAGGACGAGAUGGACAUGAGCAUUUUCACGGGCAUGGUGAAGACGGAGGCCAUCAGCGCAGACAACUUGAACAUCAAGACAGAGGGUGAUGAGAACCAUCGGGAGGGGGGCAAUGAGGAGGGCAAGGCCGAUGACCAGGCACCGGGGAUGGGAUGGAUGGACCGCAUGAACUGGCAGCAGAUGCUGAGGCUCACCAUGCACCUGCAGGAUGAAGGCUCCCACUUCAUGGAGAGACGGCAGCAUGAGGUGGCUGCAGAUAAGUUUCAGGAGGCUCUUGACUACGUGGAUCACCUUCAGACCAAGCGUGUGGAGGCCAAUAGUGAUGACUGGGAGUCCUUGGAGAAGGUGCGCGUGCCCCUGACCCUCAACCUGGGCCAGUGCCGCCUGGAGCUCAAGCAAUACCAGCAGGUGGUGCAGCUCACCACACGCCUCCUCAAGAAGCACAAAGCCAGUUACCGGGCGCUGUACCAGCGGGCGCGGGCCCACGCCGAGCUCCUCAACGACGACGCAGCCAAGAAGGACCUGGCCAAGAUCCAGCGCCGCUACCCCAAGUUCAAGCCCGUUGUCCGCAAGGAGCUGAAGAAGCUCGGCGAGAAGCUGCGCGCCAAGAACGUCCAGGAGAAGAAGAACUACUGGACCACGGUGGAGGAGAAGUACGGUGACAAGGCCAAGGCCAAGAAGGCCGGCAAGAAGAAGAAGGCGGUCAAGUGGAACGACCAAGUGGACGUGAAGGAGGGUGGAGCAGCGGCGGAGAAGAAAGAAGACGAGGAGCAGAGACCAGAGAGAGGAGGAGGAGAGGAGGAGAAGGAGGAUGAAGAGAUAUCAGACGAGGCUGAGCGUACCACGGGGCCCAGAUCAGAGGAGGACGAGGGGGCCGAAGGGGCCCCAUUAGCCGCCAUGCUGGCCCAAACCACAGCGGCAGCGGGGAUCGCAGCGGGAGCAGCGGCAGCCAGUCAGAUCUCCAGAGGGAUCAAAGAGCCCGAUGAGAUCAAAGUGUGGCCGGAGAUUACAGUGAGCUCGACCAAUGAGACUCCCCACGACACAGGGGCGGCGGCAGCGGCCGUAGCUAUGGCAGCGGCUGCGGUCGGCGGCACGGUUCAAAUAGAGCUGGCUAACAAGGACGGGCCUACUGGAGGAGAUGCAGGAGAUGGAGGGGAUGGAGAUGGAGAUGGAGCUGCUCCUGAGGGGGCCACAGGGGUCACAGAAGCCACAGUGGAAGACAGGUUGGCCAGGCCAACAGACGGGGCCAGUAAGAAAGGCAAGGAACCCAUGGGGCGGAAACAGGAUGAGAAGAAGGCAACCAAGUCAUCGGCGACGGCGUCCACAUCUGCGACGGCGUCCACAUCCGCCGCAAAAGGAGGGGCCACUAAGGCAGGAGGGGCUGCUAAAACGGGAGGGCCCUCCAAGGCAGGAGGACCCUCUAAGGCAGGAGGGCCCUCUAAGGCAGGAGGGCCCACUGGGAAACCAAAAGCUACCACAAGCUCGGCGGGAAAAGCCAGCAAACCCUCCACCACCACCACCACGCAAGGCACCAAACAGAAAAGCAAAAAGAAGUGA
This is a messenger RNA of Engraulis encrasicolus (European anchovy), 2667 nucleotides long. RefSeq lists its product as uncharacterized. Gene Ontology annotation, molecular function: protein binding; peptidyl-prolyl cis-trans isomerase activity. The transcript has 11 exons. NCBI's taxonomy places the organism in Eukaryota, Metazoa, Chordata, Actinopteri, Clupeiformes, Engraulidae. Bases 1 to 2667 code for a protein of 888 amino acids. The record is from RefSeq and is a predicted model, not a curated record.